AUAAACGAAUUUAUGGAAUUGAUCUAUCUGAUAGUGGAUUAACUUAACUGUGCCAAAAUUAACGAUAGUGUAACCAAAUCCUAUUCAUUGACUUGACAAUAUUUUAAUAAACCUUGAUAUAUAGAUCAUAUUGUCCCGUAAUGGCGGAUUCAUUUAAUACUACACAUAAUAACGAUGAGGAAGAUUUGAUAAAUAAAGAAUUAAAUCAAGAAGAACAAAAUACAGUAGAUUGUUCGGAUAACAAUGUCCCUUUUCCAAUGACAACUGAAUAUGAACUAGACAACUCAAAUCAACAUAAUAAUGGAAACGUAACUGAAUCAUCAAAUGAAUAUGUUAUAGAUAAUAAAAAUGAUCUAAUAACUGAAGUUGAAACACGAAAUCUAACUCAAAGUGGAUCCGGUUAUAAUUUGGAAUUAGAAUGUAAAGAAAUACAUCCAAAUGUAAAUGAGAAUAAUGAUACAGAAUUGCAAAAUACCAAUGAGUUAUGUAUAAACGAGAAGAUAAAAUCUCAUAAUAACAACACAGAUUUUCAGAUGAAUGACGAUGAAGAAACAAAACUUAAUUUGGAAUGUUCAGAGUCCACCAAUUACUGUGAUCAAGAGCCUAAUACAAGUAAAUUCUUUGAACAUAUCUCCGAAGAAGAGUUUGAACCUACAGCUUUAAUAAUUGACUUCAAUGAUUCCACUGAAGUAUAUAUAGAAGAAAAUCACCCUCCUAAUGAUAAAUCAGAGACACAUUCCAAUAUUAUAGACGAUCAAGAAGGUGAAAGUAACAUAAAUACUGCAAAGUCAGAAUUUUCCGGAAUAAGAGAAAGUAAAGACAUGAUUGAUGAUCAUAGCCCUCUGGAAGGGACAAGUUUAUCAAGUGUAAAAAUCGAUGAAAUAGACAGGAAUAAAUGUGAAACAGUAUUGGAAGCGUCUUUUGAUCAUUUAACUGAAAAACAAGUUAUGCCUCAACAUCUUGAUGACGUACACUUGACUGAGGACAAUGAAAGAGCAGAAAAUUUAUUUGAGCAAACUACACCAGAAGAAGUAAUGAAUCUAACUGAACGAGGUGAACAGCUUCCCACCGAUGAAAACGAUAUACCGUUUGACUUUGUUGUACAUGAUAUAAACGAGGAAGUAGGUGGAAAUCUCGAUAGAAUUAGUACAGGUGGUGUUGAAGGCAAUAUUCAAACACCUCUUGAGAAAGUCGAAACAAAAUUUGAAUACGAUAUAUCUACAUCAGUUGACCAACCAGAAAAUAGAAGUGGCAAACAGUCACACACUCAAGUAGAUCAAAAUGAAGAGGAAAUACACAAUGUACCAUCUGAAUCCCAUACUGGGGCUUAUACUUCAUUUGCAGACUACUUAAAAGAUGUCGAAUUUCCCGCAGUAGAAGAACAGACAACUUCAGAAUAUGAAUCCCAUCGUAAAGAAAAAGACAACAGUGAUCUCAUAAAUACACUUUCCCCUGAAUUGAAUCAUACGACAGAAGAACGAAAUUAUAGUACUGAUUUUAUUACAGAUGUCCUUAAUAAAGAUGAUUAUGACGAUGGCAAAAACAAACUGUUUACUGAAGAUCAAGAUAAUGUUGAAAAAGAAGACCACUUACAGUGGUCCGUAAAUGGUGACUCAUUAUAUAUUCAGCAAACUAACUCUCCAUCGAUGAAUGACGAAAAACAUACUGAAAUCGAUGCUAUAAACAACCGAAUGUCAUUAUCUGAUAAAGACAUAUGUGAAAAAAAUGGUCUGGAAAGUGGUCCAUUAUUGUACGCCACACAAAAUCUUAUCAAUGAGUUACAGACAGUUGAACACUUAACAGAUGACAGACCAGAACCGUUGAAUAUCUCUGUAGAUAUUCAAAGUGAUGAAUUAUGUAACGCUGAAAUACAUAAAAGGUCAACAGUGGAAUGUUAUGUAACAGAGCACUAUUCCAAUGAUGAUGAUGAUAAACGCAGUAUCAGUAAUUAUAAAGUAGAAAACAUCUCACCCGAAUAUUUUGAAGAACAUCAAUCUUUAAGGAAUGAAAAUAAGGAAAAUCAAUCAACUCCAGAAACGUUAAACAACCAGCUGGAAUUCAAACCUUUAAAUGAUAUAAACAAAAAUACGGCACUUAGGAGGAUAGGUGAUAAUGUUGAUGAGAUAAGCCUGAACUCAGAAGGUGAACAUAGAACCGAAUUUGAACAACGUUAUGCAGAAUUAAUUGCAAAGUAUCUACCAGUUGAGAAACAAUCAAAAAAGAAUGAUAGAUCAAGACGAACUAAGACACUAGACAGAUAUAGUAAAUCCAAAUUUAAUGAGAAUAGAUACUCAUAUAUAGAUACAAGUGAUGUUAAAAAAAGAGCAGUAACCCUUGAACGCAAUGAAUUUAGACGCAAACGACGCCUGCAACCAAAACCAACUGUUAAUGACGAUUAUUUGUAUCCAGAUUCUGUAACACCAUCUAAGGUAGACAAAAGUAUUAGCGUACGAAGUUUAGAGGAGGGUAUCCCAGAAGGUGCUUAUGAUGUACCAUAUAUUGAUGAUGACGCUUUCUUGCCACGAAGAUUACGUGAAAAUAAAGGUGAAGAUAAUGGAUCAGAUGAAGGUAGUAGUCUGAGUCUGGAAGAAGAUUACUGGUCAUGGAAUCCUGACAGAUUUAGUAGAUUAGAAGCUAAUCAUAUCGCUGAUACUAAUGAAUGUGCUCCCACUCCAGAAAAUCAACCAAAAUCUAAAACAAUAACGUCAAUAUUAAGUAAAAAGAAGAAAGAUCAACCAAAACAGAUUUUGAUCGUUCAACCGAAAACAAAUAGUAAUAAAUCAAAGAAUAAAGGAAAAUCAUUAAUUUGUGGAUGUGUUAGUAGGAAAUCAAAAAACAGAUAA
Schistosoma rodhaini is the source of this 2843-nucleotide messenger RNA. NCBI's taxonomy places the organism in Eukaryota, Metazoa, Platyhelminthes, Trematoda, Strigeidida, Schistosomatidae. The record is from the annotation of a GenBank genome assembly.